Messenger RNA from Chlamydomonas reinhardtii, 996 nucleotides. RefSeq lists its product as uncharacterized. The coding region runs from base 560 to 772 and encodes 70 amino acids. The transcript has 3 exons. Lineage: Eukaryota; Viridiplantae; Chlorophyta; Chlorophyceae; Chlamydomonadales; Chlamydomonadaceae. The record is from RefSeq and is a predicted model, not a curated record.
GCGAGCGGGGGCGGGACACCAGCAGCGAUUCUGCUUUAGCUUUGGCUUGACUUCAGCUUGGCUUCGCUCUUCUGGCUUUCUGACUCAGGCUUCGGCGGAUUCUGCUUUGGCCUCCUCGCACCCUCGCACCCGCACCGAACCGCCUCCUGCGCACGGAACCUAGUGAUGACUACGGUACGUAGCGAGUGGCCGGCUGCGGUGGAGCUGUGUCGUGAAAGUCAAACAAUUAUGACCCGUCCGGUGUCAGCCGACAAGGCGACACAGCAAGCGCUUGACGUGCAGUAUUACAACUGGUUGGAUACCUCAUUCGCGGUAGAUUUCGAGACUAUCUCAGGGUCGUUGUCGGAGCUCAAAGACAUUGCCUGGACCCUGCUGGAGUAGUGCUAAAGGCCUUCCGCACGCUUGAGAAUGAAUGGCGCGCGGUCGGUGACCCCUUCCCGACCAUCUCGACCAUGCCCUGCAUGCUGGUCCGAGUUCUUGGCCGGUGGUGGUGGCAGUGAGGCCUGCAGUGGCGGUGGCGGAAAGGCCUGUAGUGGUGGGGACACAGCAAGCUGCGGCGAUGCCGGCGGUGCAGGAGGUGGGCAAGGCUGUGGCGGCCACCACACGGCCGCCCGUGCCACCCAACGGCAGCUAUCCAGCUACCAACGUCCGCCGCUGGUACCACUGGGCACUUCGGCGGCAGCAGCUGCUGCAGCAGCAGCAGCAGCAGCAGCCGCACGCAAGCCAACACGUCCUCCAGCCGGGCCCGACUUGCAACUUCCAUCGGCUCUAGAGUUGGCUGCAGUGGCGGCACGCGGUCCAGGUGUCGCAACGGCACCUAGAGUACCUCUGCAAGUGCAGCAGCAGCCCGGGGGAUCCAGUAGCAGAUUGCUGGCGGAGUGUUCAGUACUGUUGGCUGGAGGGGUCGGGAAUGAGACACGGCACAAUCAGCGACUCUCGCAGCACCUUGAUUGCGGCAAGCAGCAGUCGCUGGAGCUUGCAACCAGAGGUCCAGGG